AAGCUCUUCCGGAUUAAGCUUUCUUUCUCCCCUCCUCAGCCUGACCUUGCGGCUUUAGUCGACGGCGUUUGGAGUCGCGGUCGGUUGUGUGGCAGCCAUGGUGGCGUAUUGGAGGCAGGCCGGGCUCAGCUACAUCCGAUACUCACAAAUCUGCGCCAAGGCAGUAAGAGAUGCACUGAAACCACAAUUUAAAGCAGAGGCAGAGAAAACAGCAGGAGCCAAUGUAAAAAUAGUGAAACCUAAAAAAGAAUGAUGUUGAAGGUCUGAUCUUCUAGCAGGCAAAAUGACAGCUGGUGGUUAUGCACCUAGACACAACUGCUUCGUGCUCCCUGAUGUUUAUCUGUAAAUGUGUAAAUCAGCAUGCCAAUAAAUGGAACGUUAUGAA
Messenger RNA from Anolis sagrei ordinatus, 385 nucleotides. It is a transcript of the gene ATP5F1E, whose product is annotated as ATP synthase F1 subunit epsilon. Lineage: Eukaryota; Metazoa; Chordata; Lepidosauria; Squamata; Anolidae. Gene Ontology annotation, biological process: proton motive force-driven mitochondrial ATP synthesis. The record is from RefSeq and is a predicted model, not a curated record. Gene Ontology annotation, molecular function: proton-transporting ATP synthase activity, rotational mechanism. Gene Ontology annotation, cellular component: mitochondrial inner membrane.